GUAGUGCUUCCAACAUUUAUUUUGGAGAAAAGAUCCCUGCUGGAGAUGUAUGCAAAUUUCAUGGCCCAUCCAGACCUGUUUUUGUCAAUUGCAGCUGGAGCCACUCCCGAGGAAAGAAUUAUCUGCUUUGUGGAGUAUUAUCUAACAGCUUUUCACGAAGGCCGAAAGGGAGCGGUUGCCAAGAAGCCCUAUAACCCUAUAAUUGGUGAAACGUUUCAUUGCUCCUGGGAUGUGCCUAAAGAUAAAGUGAAAGUGUUCAGAACUAAUGGUGCCUCCGCCGUUUCUAAGGACCCAGCCAAGGAGUUUGGCCAGGACCAGUCCUCCGCGUGCUACAAGCUGAGGUUUGUAGCUGAACAAGUGUCCCAUCAUCCGCCGGUGUCUUGCUUUUACUGUGAGUGCAAAGAGAAGAAAAUGUGUGUGAACGCUCACGUAUGGACCAAAAGCAAGUUUAUGGGCAUGUCUGUAGGUGUUUCUAUGGUAGGUGAAGGUGUUCUUUACUUGUUGGAGCACGAAGAGGAGUACGUGUUCACCCUGCCUAGUGCCUAUGCUCGCUCCAUACUCACCGUCCCGUGGGUGGAGCUUGGCGGGAAAGUCACCAUCAGCUGUGCCAGGACGGGCUACUCUGCCACGGUCACCUUCCACACCAAGCCCUUCUACGGAGGGAAGGUCCACAGGGUUACAGCCGAAGUGAAACACAACCCCACUAACACCAUUGUGUGCAAGGCACAGGGAGAGUGGAACGGGACGCUGGAAUUUACCUACAGCAACGGAGAAACCAAAGUGAUCGACACGAACAAACUGCCCGUUAUCAGGAAAAAGAUCAGGCCGAUCGCGAAACAGGGGCCCCUGGAAUCAAGGCACCUCUGGCAGCACGUCACCAACUCCCUGAAGGAAGGGAACAUCGAUGCUGCCACAGAGCACAAACAUCGCCUUGAAGAGAGGCAGCGGGCAGAGGAGAGGCAACGGGUGGCUCUUACAACGCCAUGGAAACCAAAAUACUUUGCCAAAGAGGGCGACGGUUGGCUGUACGUGAAUCCCCUCUGGAAGAGCCAUUGAUGGGAUAGAGCAAUUGCCUCAUAACUUAACCUUAAAGGCAUUAAAAUGAUGCAGUAACAUAACU
Mesitornis unicolor (brown roatelo) is the source of this 1120-nucleotide messenger RNA. RefSeq names its product oxysterol binding protein-like 10 (gene OSBPL10). Gene Ontology annotation, cellular component: cytosol; membrane; intracellular membrane-bounded organelle. The annotation marks the transcript as partial. The record is from RefSeq and is a predicted model, not a curated record. NCBI's taxonomy places the organism in Eukaryota, Metazoa, Chordata, Aves, Mesitornithiformes, Mesitornithidae. The transcript has 5 exons. Gene Ontology annotation, molecular function: cholesterol binding.